CAGAGAAUGACGAAAUGGGCUGCGUCGAAAUAAUCGCAACAGCGAUUUCCAUCAUUGUUAUGGUACUCACCUUUCCCAUCUCCGUAUUUGUGUGCUUCAAAGUUGUCUCUGAAUAUGAGCGUGCCGUAAUCUUUCGCAUGGGUCGGCUACGCAGUGGUGGCGCUCGUGGUCCUGGCGUCUUCUUCGUGCUACCCUGCGUAGAUGACUAUUGCAAAGUGGAUCUUCGUACAGUUUCGUUUGAUGUGCCACCACAAGAAGUGUUAUCCAAGGAUUCGGUUACUGUGACUGUAGAUGCAGUAGUUUAUUAUCGCAUCAGCGAUCCUCUCAAAGCUGUAAUACAAGUGUCCAAUUAUAGCCACUCAACGCGUUUGCUAGCUGCCACAACACUGCGCAAUGUGCUAGGUACCCGAAAUUUGUCCGAACUGUUGACGGAGCGCGAAACUAUUUCGCAUACAAUGCAAGUAUCGCUAGAUGAAGCAACCGAUCCGUGGGGAGUGAAAGUCGAACGUGUAGAAAUCAAGGACGUAUCUCUACCAACCGCUUUACAGCGCGCCAUGGCAGCCGAAGCCGAAGCAGCUCGGGAGGCGCGCGCAAAAGUGAUCGCGGCUGAAGGUGAAAUGAAGUCAUCGCGGGCAUUGAAGGAAGCUUCAGAGAUUAUUUCUGCGAGCCCAUCAGCAUUACAGCUGCGAUAUCUACAAACGCUUAGCAGCAUUUCAGCCGAGAAGAAUUCCACUAUAAUAUUUCCCCUGCCAAUGGAAUUGUUGACACCAUUUCUGGGACACUGCACAGCGACACACACCUGUAGGCUUCAUGCCGCCCAAGGAGGUAACCACCAGUGACGAUCACUGCUAGGAGAGUAUCUUAAUGCUCUGAGUCGUUGUGAAAUCGCCUACAGCAGCGGUAGACCUACCUCCCAAACGAAUAAUAUACCAUGAGCCAUAACACUGUGCAUGGUGCAGAAGAAUUUUGCAAAAACUUAUAUAAAAUUAGGAAAUCAAUAAGUGUGAGAAUAAAAAUA
Rhagoletis pomonella (apple maggot) is the source of this 1018-nucleotide messenger RNA. Its product is annotated as band 7 protein AGAP004871-like. The transcript is spliced from 3 exons. The record is from RefSeq and is a predicted model, not a curated record. Bases 15 to 839 code for a protein of 274 amino acids. NCBI's taxonomy places the organism in Eukaryota, Metazoa, Arthropoda, Insecta, Diptera, Tephritidae. Gene Ontology annotation, cellular component: plasma membrane.